UAUCUGUUAAAACUGCUUUUCCUACCAGAUUCUUGAUCCAGAUUUAUUCUAACCUAACGUAACAGGUCUCCUGCUGUUUUUAUUUGUUUUUAGAAUUAGCAACACAGGAAAAAUGCCGAAAUCUCCAUCAAGGACAUCAAAGAAAAAGAAAUAUAAUGCUCGUUUUCCACCGGCCAGAAUAAAGAAAAUUAUGCAAACAGAUGAGGAUGUUGGAAAAGUUGCUGCAGCAGUUCCUGUUAUUAUCUCACGAGCAUUGGAAAUGUUUAUUGAAUCUCUUAUUUUAGAAACAUCUAAAACAACAAUAGCAAAAAAUGCAAAGACCCUUUCUACUUCCCACAUAAAACAUACAAUACAUUCAAAUAAGCAGUUUGAUUUUCUUCGAGACGUUGUUGCCAAUGUAUCAGAUUACCAAGCAGAAGACAAUUGCGAAACUGCUGCCAGUGAUGGAGAUAUGAGCAUAAAGAAAGGACGAGGCCGGCCCAGAAAAACAAAAGACUCCUGUAAAAGCAAACAAACAGGGGAAUCAUCAAAAACAACGUCUGAUACGGAGGAAGAUGAGGAGGAAGAUGAUGAAGAUACAGAGACAGAUGAAGAAAGUGCUUCUGCCCAGGCAGCAUUUGGACACUCAAAUGAUAGGUUAAAAUCUGAAAUGCCAGCUACCUCUUCAGGCUCUGAUCAGUUGGUGAACAAUUCUGUCUUGCACAAUUUAAAUUCUGGCUACCCCCACCCUUUGAUCAGCCCAGCAUUAGCCAGUUUACACAAGCAACAGCAGCAGCUGCUACCACACCAGCAGUUCAAACAGCAGCUCUACCCUCCCCCUGUGCCAGCCUUCCCCUACCCUUCAUACGUUCCACCUGCUACUCUGGGAGCCAGCAACUACCCGCUUGUGCCCCCCUUCCCAAACACAUAUCCGCCCCUGGUGCCUUCAUCAGUCCCCCACCCUGGCCACCAGCACCCUGGCCACCUGGAGCAGCCCCAAGACAGCGUGCAGCAGCAGCCCAUCAACCUUUCCUACCAGUCGCGUGCCAUGGCAACAACAGCGGGAGACACAGACGACUACGACACGUGAGAGAGCUGUCUGGCUGCUUCACUGGAUGGCUGCGUGCUGUCACACAUUCUGUUCAAACUUUGGCUUGAAAUAAUGUUGCUUUAUUUUACUUCAUGUGUCUAAGACAGGUUCUAUGAGUCUAGUAAGAAAUCUAAGAUAGCUUCUGUCAGUCAAUAAGAAGAAAUCUAAGAUAGCUUCUCUCAGUCAAUAAGAAGAAAUCUAAGAUAGCGUCUCUCAGUCUUUAAGAAGAAAUGUAAGCGUUUUUUUUUUCUCUGUUCAUUGAGUCUGUAUCAAUGUACUUGACUGUAACUUGUCUAAUUUUGUCAGCUCCAAACUUGAUGUUUGACUCUAGUAAAGCUGUACAUUUUAUAAGCUCUUGUUGUUAGCACUACUGGCUGCUUGAGUGCUGGCAAGAAAAGAACCUGGUCGUGAAUGAAAUGAGUAACUUAUUUAAGUCCCCAUGUUACUGGGACUUGUUUGCUAAUACUGGUGUCUGAUAGUCAUAAAAAUAUUCAGUUUUAAAAUAAAGCUUAGUUGUAAUGAAGUGGGGGGGGGGGGGGGUUAACUUCUUUUGUCAAAUUUAGCAUCCUCAGUUGUUUUAGUUAAUGAAUUUUUUAAAUAAUAUGAAAUUGAACAUUGUGUAAUUAAACAUUGUGUAAUUGGAACAUAGUGUAAUAGGAACAUUGUGAAAUUGGAGCAUUGUGUAAUAUGAACACUGUAAUUGAACAGUGUGUAAUUGAACAUUGUGAAGUUGGAAUAUUGUGUAAUUGGAAUAUUGUGUAAUUGGACAUUGUUUAUUUUCUGCCCUUGUAAAGAUGUCUAGAGGUGUGUUUUAACCUAACUGCUGCUAAUUUUAUUGUCAGUCAAACUGCUAGUGUCCAUGUGAUAACUUGUUGUCCUCUGGUCAACCUUGCCCAUCUGAUGACCCCUCCCAUUGUUGAUUCAAUGUCAGCUAAUGCUGUCACACUAUGACAGAAACU
Molecule: messenger RNA, 2028 nt
Organism: Physella acuta
Lineage: Eukaryota; Metazoa; Mollusca; Gastropoda; Physidae
Product: dr1-associated corepressor
Biological process (GO): transcription by RNA polymerase II
Cellular component (GO): nucleus; negative cofactor 2 complex
Molecular function (GO): protein heterodimerization activity; core promoter sequence-specific DNA binding; RNA polymerase II general transcription initiation factor activity
Source: RefSeq, a predicted model, not a curated record